Messenger RNA from Drosophila simulans, 1144 nucleotides. RefSeq names its product protein suppressor of variegation 3-7. NCBI's taxonomy places the organism in Eukaryota, Metazoa, Arthropoda, Insecta, Diptera, Drosophilidae. Gene Ontology annotation, molecular function: DNA binding. The record is from RefSeq and is a predicted model, not a curated record. Bases 125 to 1042 code for a protein of 305 amino acids. The transcript is spliced from 2 exons.
AUUUAAAUGUUCGCGCCUAGUUAUCGAUAAUCAGUAUGUACCGAUGAGCACUUGGCUGAAACAGCUGAUCCCAAAAUCAUAACAAACCAACCAACCCAUUGUAAACAACUUCGAAAAGACGAAAAUGAGCUUCUCGGAAAACACCUCCGAUUCGGAAUGGAAGACAGACAAAAUGAUAAAGCAGCGGACUUCUAAGCAAUCUUUAAAGCGGGACAAGGAGCACAGAACUCUGAAACCCAAAUACAACCAGAAGUUCUGCGAAAAGUGGCUCAAGAUUUUCGAUCCAUGGCUCCGACGGGCGGCCGAGGAUCCUAACAAGCCAUUCUGCCGCGCUUGCCAGUGCACCAUGGACUGCAAUCGAUGUCACCUGGUGCGGCACGAGCGAACCACCAAGCACAAGCGCAAUCUGGAGGCUCUGCUCACAAAGGGCGAAGGCGCAGCGGUCCAGGAGUUCCGGAUUCGCCAGCAGCGUAGCAAGUAUUAUCACCAGCGUAAAUUGGUAGUGAUGGAGCCCUUGGCUGAAAACCACGAGUUGGAGCCGCCUUCCCCUCCAGAGCCUAUGCCCGUGGUGGUCGUUGCUGAUCAAAGCCUUUGUUCUGCAGCCAGUGAGAAGGUGACAGUACCCAAACAGGAGUUCUUAUCAGAGACAGAGGGCACAACAAAGGUGACCGAACCCCCGUCAAGCCAUGUUAAUCGCAGUGACAGCUCCUCCUCUGCCUCUAAGCAGGACGGCAUAAAGUUACUAAUGCAGAUCCACCAGGACAAAAACGAACUCAUGGAAUCCUUCCGUGAGCUGAUGGGAAGCCAGAGGACCCUAAGUCACACACCACCGCCCAAGGAGAAGAAUCAUGUGGAUCUGUUUUUCGAAAGCGUCAGUUCCAGCGUGAAAGCCCUCUCGCCAAAGUUGGUGGCGGAAGCCAAGAUGCGGGUAUCGCAGCUGAUCUGUGAGCUCGAGCUUCGCGGCCUCAGUGAAACCAGUCAAACGGACGCACUGAAUCCAAACCCUCAAGCUAAUGAAUCCCUCGCACUGCGCCCAUCAUGACAAUCCCUUGUCCUUCAGUAUGGAUUUAGAGGCAUACAACAGUCAAAUGCAUACAUUAAUUUUAAAUUUGAAAAUAAAUGUUAUCGAUUUUUAUAAGAUCAA